CAGACACCAACCAGUCUUCAACACACUUCAUCAAGCUCAGUGACUGUGUGUGUGUGUGUGUGAGAGAGAGAGAGAGAGCAACAAUGUUAGCUCGAGUUCUCUCAAUGCGCAGAGGAGCUCACACGGAGGAAGAAGACGAACUCGACGAACACUCACAAGACGAUUCCAAAACUAGAAAACACCUCUCAAUCGCCACACGAAUCACCAACUACUUCACCCGAACAGGUUACCUCUGCCCUACUAUCAUCACCGCUAUAAUAAUCCUCAUAAUCACCUCCUAUUUCCUUCAAUCUCGUGAUCUCCUCUGCGUUUCCUCCAUUUCUUCCUUCGAUCGCCUCUCUCGCACUCGCUUCUUCGGUUUGGAUGGCCUCGAUUCCGAUUUUGGUGCCCUAGGUGUCCCCUGGUGCAGAUCGAAACACGGAAAAACCGUCGAAUGGACAACUAAAGAUCUACUCCAAGGUCUCGAAGAAUUCGUACCGAUCUACGAAACCCGACCCAUUAAGAACAACAUGUACGGGAUGGGUUUCGAUCACAGUUUCGGGCUCUGGUUUAUCACACGAUGGCUGAAACCCGACCUCAUGAUUGAAAGUGGGGCUUUCAAGGGGCAUUCCACGUGGGUAUUGAGACAAGCAAUGCCAAACACCCGAAUUAUCUCGAUUACGCCACGUCAUCCUGAGAAAUAUCUUAAAAAAGGGGCAGCGUAUGUUGAUGGGAACUGCACGUAUUUUGCUGGAAAAGAUUUUGUUGAUUUUGGGAGUAUUGAUUGGUCGACUGUGAUGAAGAAACAUGGUGUUAGUGAUUUGAGUCGUGUUCUUAUAUUUUUUGAUGAUCAUCAAAGCGAAUUAAAAAGAUUAAAGCAGGCAUUGAAAGCUGGCUUUACAAAUCUUGUUUUUGAGGACAACUAUGAUACAGGAACUGGAGAUCACUAUUCCUUACGACAAAUAUGUGAUCAGUUUUACAUACAAGGAGGUGGGCAUAGCUGCUUUGAAGACAGCGAUGAAGCAAGGGUGAGAUCGGUAAGAAAAAAAUUCUGGGAAAAAGCAGUAGACACGCAAGAACUCUGCGGGCCCGGUGAAUCGUGGUGGGGAGUUCGAGGUUACAUGCGCGAUGAUUUUAAUCACACGAAUAAACCAAUAUCAUACUCGCAACAUUUCCAAAACAGUCGGUAUGUGGAAUCAAUACUUGAUCUUUAUUGGGAAUUGCCACCUGUCGCUGGCCCGUCGCUUACUCAUCAAACGAGAUACGACCCGGCCCGUGCACCGAGCCCGAUUGUUGAAGACGGAAGGUUUCGCUUGUUUCAAAGACUUGGUUUAUCUAGACUUGAGCCUUCUGUGUUUAAUGGGUAUACUCAAAUGGUAUAUGUUCAGAUAUCUGAUAAAGAGUCAUAGUUAUGUGGAUUUUUAAGUUGUUUUUUCGAUACGUUUCUUAGGCCCGGCCCGUAUCUUGACGGUAUACUCGUGUCGUGUUGAUAUUAUACACUUUUGUUCUACGGAUUUUUUUUAUUAGUUCUUUAUAUUAUAUUCUUAGGAUGACUUUGAAUCAUUUUGGAGA
This is a messenger RNA of Helianthus annuus (common sunflower), 1551 nucleotides long. RefSeq lists its product as uncharacterized. Lineage: Eukaryota; Viridiplantae; Streptophyta; Magnoliopsida; Asterales; Asteraceae. The record is from RefSeq and is a predicted model, not a curated record. The transcript has 4 exons. The coding region runs from base 84 to 1388 and encodes 434 amino acids.